AGAAACUAUGAUAACCAAUGGAGCAAGUAAGAGUAAUCUCUUGAGUUUCUUAUGAGGAUCUUCGACACAUACUUGGCAGCCGGUCAUGGCGGCCGAUACGGCCACUGUAAGUUACUGGUUGAACUGGAGAUGCUCACUUUGUGCAUUGUUCAUCUUCACCACUAUGGUUGUGUCAGCAGUUCUAAUCUGGAAAUUUGAAGGUAGGAAAAGAUCAGAAGAUGGAGAUAAUAGUAAAGAAGCUCCCGGGAUUUUAUAUGAGGAUGAAGCUUGGAAUACAUGUCUUAGAAGCAUUCACCCUGCUUGGCUACUUGGUUUUAGAAUGACUGCUUUCUUCAUGCUCCUGGCCUUGCUUCUUGCCAAUGUCGCUGUCGAUGGAACCGGCAUAAUUUACUUUUAUACUCAGUGGACAUUUACUUUGGUCACAAUAUACUUUGGGUUUGGAUCUGCAAUCUCCAUUUAUGGAUGUCAAAAGCAUUGUGGAAAUGUCGGUGGCGAUAGGACUGAUCAUAUAAGUUCAGAUUUUGAAGGCACCUACAUGCCACCCAUCGUUGGAGAAACUGCAAAUCUGUCCAACCGGUCCAAACAUUUUGAUACGUACCGAUCACCUUAUUAUCCUCCCAGAGCAAGUACAUGGACUUAUGCCUUUCAAAUCAUGUAUCAGAUAUGUCGUCCUCAUUGGCUUUGUUAUAUUUCAUGUAUUCUGUAG
Hibiscus syriacus is the source of this 706-nucleotide messenger RNA. RefSeq lists its product as uncharacterized. The record is from RefSeq and is a predicted model, not a curated record. The transcript has 3 exons. The coding region runs from base 86 to 706 and encodes 206 amino acids. Gene Ontology annotation, cellular component: membrane. NCBI's taxonomy places the organism in Eukaryota, Viridiplantae, Streptophyta, Magnoliopsida, Malvales, Malvaceae.